Molecule: messenger RNA, 4306 nt
Organism: Sceloporus undulatus (fence lizard)
Lineage: Eukaryota; Metazoa; Chordata; Lepidosauria; Squamata; Phrynosomatidae
Product: KIAA1958 ortholog
Source: RefSeq, a predicted model, not a curated record
GGAUAAUAAGAUCACCCAGGGAAGCAGGAGAGCUUGCUACACACACUCACACAACCACACACACACACACACUCAGGGGGCUGAGGAGGAGCCCUGGGUUGUGAGACACCUCCUCUCCUCUCCUUCCUUCCUUCUUUCUUUCUCUCUCUCAGACACAACAAUCCUUCCUCUCCAGCCUAAACAACCAUCUGGUGUAAUCACCUCUCCAUCCAAGAUCACGUCCCACAACACACACACAUCACACACCACCAUCCUCACCAAACCCUCCUCCUCCUAUUCCUAUGGAGAAGCACGUGCAGAUAGAUAAAUGGAUGGUUUUGUGGUUAAGGCUCUGGUUUAUACCUGAAGAGAUCCAGGUUCAGUUGUCCAGCCUGUGUUAGACUUCCUGGGUGUGCUCUGGAACAAAGGCACUGAGUCUGUACCAUGGAGGACUGCCUUCACACCUCUUCUGAAAAUCUUUCCAAACUGGUCAGUUGGGCUCACAGUCAUGGCACCAUCUGCAGCCUCAUUCCAAAUCUGAAGCACCUUCUCUCAGAGGGCUCCCAUGGCAAUCUGACAGCCAUGUGGGGUUGCAGCGCAGGCCAUGCCUACCAUUGGCCACUAACAGCAACUUGUAGGGCCGGAUCUCAAGAAAGAGUUUGUUUCCAAGACAGCAGGAGCUUCAACUCAGACAGCCCCAGUAUUAUAGGUGUUCCCUCAGACACACAGACUAGCCCAGUGGAACGGUAUUCUGGGAGGCCAGGAAAAGCAAAGCUGGAUUGUAACAGAACCAGAGACUCCUGCGAUUUCUCCUAUUGCAGCGAACCUUCUGAACCGGAUGAAGCCGUCGAGGAAUAUGAAGAUGAAGCAACUCUUUUUGACAUGGUUUGUGAGUCCUCGGUGACAGAUGAAGACAGUGAUUUUGAAACUCACCCUCAAAGAUCUCAAACAAAUUCCCGAAAAAGGCCAGGCCCAGGUCCCUCUUCCUCAUUUCAUCCAAGCUCUCGCUCCCAGGUCAUUGGUGGAAACAACAAUGAAGUGCUGGUCAAAAAAAUCAAGCAAGAACUCCCUGAGGAUUAUUACAUUGUGGCUAAUGCAGAAAUUACUGGUGGCAUUGAUGGGCCAGCAUUAUCUCUGACACAGAUGUCAAAACCCAAAGUUCACCCUGUAGCCCCCUAUCCUGUAGCCUCUAAGCCCACUCCUCAUGCAUCACCAUCACUCAGUGCUGAACCUGAUUUGCAAAGUGUCUCUGCUUCUUCACCAGUCAUGUCAAGGCCAGCUACUCAGAAGCUACCCAAAGUAACUCUGGCUUCUCCCAGCAGAGGGUCCGGGAACACUACCACAGUGAACCCUCAAGUAGCCCUGCAGAUGCCUGCUAGCACUUCCAAUGCUGGCAAACCAAUAAGCAUUCCCUUAUCAGCCUUGCAGCUCCCUGGGCAAGAAGAGCAAGCAGUUUCAGAAGAGUUCCCCCAGCCUGUGCCAAAUCAAGUUCCCAGCGAUGUAGCAUUGUCACCUUCUGUUAGCAUAGAGCCAGAGGUUAGCUCCAGCCAGCAGCAGCCAAGCAUGGCUCCCAUCAUGCCCACUGAGCCAAUGGCACAGACAGUACCAGACCAAGAUGAGAGAGCUGCAGAACUCAGCAGAGAGCAAAAUGAAAAAACGAUACGCAGUACCCAGACAGCACUCCGUAACUUCAGGGAGUUCCUCAUCUCUAAGUAUCCUUCAGAAACCCGGGAGAUCUAUAUAAUUCCUUGUAAAGAGCUGGAUGCUUACUUAGCAUCUUUCUUUGUGGAUGCCCGACAGAAGGAUGGUUCAGAAUAUGAGCCAAAUAGUUUGGCCAACUACCAAUGUGGGUUGGAACGUUAUCUCAAGGAGCACAGAUAUGGAUACAGUAUUACCAGGGACAAGGAAUUCAAGAGGUCUCAAGAAGCACUGAAGCAGAAGCAGAUGGAGCUGAGGUGCAAAGGGAAGGGCAACAAGCCCCACAAGUCGAUGAAACUGACUUUUGCAGAUGAGCUUAUUUUACGCAAAAGAGGUCUGCUGAGUCGAUAUAAUCCUGAAGGGCUGUUAAACCUUGUCUGGCUUAAUAACACCAAGGCAUUUGGCCAUUGCACAGGUUUCCAUGGGUCUACCCUCAAAUGGGGGGACAUACGGCUUCGGAUGACAGAGACUGGAUUGGAAUAUUUGGAAUGGAUGGGUCAAGAUGGCAGUGAUGGGAAUCCCAAAACAAAGAGAGUGGGCACUGACUCAAGGGUUUAUGCCACACAGCAUGCCCCACAGACCUGCCCUGUGCAAGACUACAAGGAAUAUGCACAGAGACGCCCUCCUGCCAUGAGGUAUGAGGAUGCCCCUUUCUACCUGUCCAUUAAGCCAGUGGUGAAUCUAGCCGCACUUCAUUGGUACAAUUGUCAAGCCCUUGGUAAGAACAAGUUGGCCAAGAUGGUCAAGACAAUGUGUGAAAAGGGCAACAUCCCUGGUAGAAAGACCAACUUCAGUGUGUACCAGAGUUGUAGUACACUUUCUGAAGCUCAAAGCAACCAGUUGGUACUGAUCUGCAACAACCUAAGCCAACAGGCUGCUCAGUCAAUGGCAAGCCAUUCCAGCUCUGGCAAUUUCAUAGUAUCCGCAUCUUACGACUCUUCUUCAGACACAUUUCAUCACUGCAUUUUCCCUUGCUUUUCAGCUUAUUCAACCAAGCUCAACAAAUUCCCCAUCUUUAAUUUCAAUGACGAUUUAAAGUAUCUUUGUAUCAGCGCUGUGAGCCCAAAUACGACUAAAGCAACUCUGUAUGCUCUGAAUGUGUGGCGGUACUGGUGCAUGACAAAAGGUCUGAAAGACUACAUGGACAUUACAAAGAUUUCAGCGGUGAAACUGAAUGAACUCCUCGAGGAUUUCUAUGUCACUGUAAAGAAAACAGAUGGCUCAGAUUUCCUGGCGACAUCUCUUCAUGCUAUCCGUCGGGGGCUUGACCGGAUUCUGAAGAACGCUGGCAUCGGGUUUUCCAUCACGAGUGGAAGCUUUAGUUCUUCUACUAAGAAGCUCAAAGAGAAGUUGAGGGUGCUCAGCAAGGCCGGGAUGUCAGGAGCUCGCUCCCGUAACAUUGUUUAUUUCUCUUUUUCUGAUGAAGAAGAGAUGUGGAGGAUCGGGUGCUUGGGCGAUGGAAGUCCCAUGGCCUUACUGUCUACUGUGGUGAAAUAUAACAGCCAGUACCUGAACAUGAGGACCUUGCAGGAGCAUGCUGAUCUAAUGUAUGGUGACAUUGAGCUGCUAAAGGAUGCCCAGAAUAGGCCCUUUUUUGCACGAACAGACAAUGUGAAACGAGAGAAAAGGAUGGGCUUGAGUAGAGUGUACUAUGGGCAGAUAUACCAUGAGCACUCCAAAGGACACAAGUUCUGCCCUUACUGCCUCCUCUACAAAUAUAUGUACAUCCAUCGGCCUCCUUCCCAAAUGGAAGCCAAGUCUCCCUUUUAUCUGACUGCUCGGAAGGAGACGGUUGCUUUGGGCAACAUCUGGUAUGAAGAGCAGCGGAUGGGCCUGCGCUCUCUGAGGGGCGUGGUCCCAAAACUGGCAAAAAAAGUCAGACUUGACCACUGUGAAAACUUCACUUUUGUCUCAUUCACUCAGGCAUCUAGAAAAUUUGGCUCUCUGAAUUCUUACCCAUAAGGGCCAAGGGAGACAUGAUGCUAACUGUAUGAGUACAAUGAAAGCACACAUUUUUUUUAAAAAAAUGGAAAAAGUAGUUCUAUUUCACAUUGUUAAAAUGGAAAAAGUUGUGUGUGUACAUACAUGAGUGUGCGCACAUGAACACCAUGAGUACCAUAGAGAGUGGGAAAGGCGUUUUACCUUUGCCUCAUCACACUCUCCAUGAAAAUUGCCCUCCCCUAAAGCUGGAAGUCUUCAUUGUCACCAAUAGAGCCUUCCCUUCUGAUCAAAUCAUGAAAAAGUUACUGUACUUUAUUAGAAUAUAGCUCCCAGAGUCUCCCAGCUAGAAGUUAUGCUUCAAAAAGUGACUUUUCCAGGCUCUGUUUCCAUUGCAAAUACUAGCUGCAGGAAGGAUCAUCAGGUUCCCAAGAAAAGGAAAGAGUUAAGCUUUCCCUGUCCAGUCUCCAAUACUUAUGCUGCUCAGCUUCCACUACCAGGUUGAUAUUUACAAAGGGUCAGGGGAGGGGGCACACCCAUAUAACCUGCAUUACUGCAAUUGAUGUCAGGUCUGGACCGACCCUGGAUGUAGCUACACUGUAGAAAUAAUACAGUUUAACAUCACAUUAAUUGCCAUGGUUCCAUCCUACAAAAUUCUGCAAUUUGUAGUUUUGUGAGGCACCAGCACUGU